UUGUAUAAAUGAAGGACGGAAAACAGACAGACAGAUGGAUGUAAUCAACGCUGAUACCACUCCGGGAUUAUAGCAAUUUCCAUACAUCAGGAAGAAAGAAGUGAAGCAAAAGGACAAAUUUGUUGGAAUUAACUUGCUGCAGUGGACUGGAGGACAAAGAGGGAGCGAGUGAACGAGGGAGGAAUGGAUGAACUUAACACAAUUUAAAGUGGAUCAGUUUGAAAAGAGUCAAAAAAAAGAUUUGCUUUUCCGUCCGUCUGCCACGAGGCCGCAGACCUGCCCAGACCUCAGCUUCCCGCCGCAACACCACCACCAGCACAGAGUCAUUUUCUCAGCAUCAGCCUCUUGACGGGUGAAGUCAGAGCCGCGGGGGGAAGAUUGGGCUUGAUCCGCUUUCGGCUUUGCCAGAAGUGUCAGGGCACAUCACCGCGAGAGCUCAUUGUUUUUGCAGCGGCGGCGGCGGCAGCAGGAGGGAGCGAGAGACCGGGCGGCGUGUAGUAAUCUGAGGAUGACACCCGCACUUUAUUCCAUCAGAUAGUGCUCAGUGAGGUGUGUGUGUGUGUGUGGGAGCUGCAGCUUGUCACGCUUCUCCCAGGAAUUACAAACACGCCGAGGAAGUGUGAGGUCAUAGCGAUCAGCGAGAAUCUGCGCGGACCUGAAACACGGCGAGCUGACGUCUGAAAUGAUCAUGUAAAAUCCCUGUCCGUCUCCGCCAUAGUGUACACAUGAAAGGACAUCCAAAUAGCUAAUACUUGUAGAUGCCUGUGUUUGUCGCGUCAGAGAUUAAAGUGCAUUACUGCGGCAUGCUCAGACACUUCUCAUGUUUGUUACUCAAGCUACUUCCUCUCUGGCUUUAUAGAGUGGCACUUAAGCCCAGUGGAUUUUAAUUGAACCCCAGCUCCCUCCAGAUGAGUUGCAGUUAGACGGUGUCUUCGUCCCUCCGGAGUCCUGCCCCCCGUUUGGUUCCGGCUCAGGGGGAAAUUGACUUCAGUCUUGCCGAUUCACUGCAUGAGAGCUGCUGAAAACCUUCGACGACUCGUUAAAAAGGGCAAAUCUGUUGGAGAUUGAACACUGUUGGCCCAGAUUUCUCUGUCCUCAAGGGCACCGCAGUGUAGGUAGCUGGAUUUCAAAAGGUAGUUUUCAGCUCCGUGUCUGACUGAAAUAUACUUUUAUUGAUGUUUUCUGUUGCUGUGAGCAGCGUGGUUUGACCUGCCAGAGAGAAGCAGUCUAUUUGAUGUUGUGGUUAGUUGUGCGGUUGAUUAUCAGGACACCUGGGGCUCAGCGCUAACCGAGCUCUGCAGGCUAGAUUUGGUGCUUAGCUAAUUAAGUCGUUGCUCAUUUGGUUAAUUACUUUGCCAUUAUCCUCGCCCCGGUAUUGCAGGUCUGCUUUGGUCACAUUUGGUAUUGGUUUUUCUGGUUCAUUGAUUUCAGAGUCCUCGCAGCACCGCGGUGGAAAAUAUAUCUAGCCUUCGCGGCGUUUCCUUCGUUGUCAUACAUUGCUUAGACGGAACCGAGCCUCCGUGCCGCUUUGUAGCUGCAAAGCCUCUGCACUGUGCAGAUUUAAGACACUGCGUAUCACAAGUUUGUUCUUAGCAGCACAAGGUGUCAAAGCCGGGGACUUUCUGUUGCUCUAAGCUGAUUCCUCUGGUGCUAAGUCACUAGCGCUGCCUGCAGCGUAGCGCUGCUGCUGUGUACCGUGUUGUGUACCGUGUGCGAGGCCUUGGCUGUAGCACAUAACAACAACUUCUCUCUGACUGCAAGUGGAGAAUAGCCGGGGAGUUCGCGUGUGCGCGUGCCUGCAGCCUUGCAGAGGACAAGUCAGGGUGCUUCUGUAUGUGUGCACUAGUUUCUCUGGAGUAAAGGAGGCAGGGUCACAGAAGAGCCAUUGAGCAAACGUGCUCAUAAACACACACACAUAUACGAAGACACACACACGCACAGCUUUACAAUACACAAUGAAGGCCGUCCAGCGCGCUGACCUCCUCCCUGCCCCCUUCUCGCUGGCCCUGCGCUGCCUGGUGCUGGUCCUGCUCUGCAUCACUCCUCGCUGUCAGGCCGUGCAGGCGGAGAACGUUACAGUGUUGGAGGGGGGGACGGCCCAGAUCUCCUGCCGUCUGCAGAACUAUGACGGAUCAAUCGUGGUCAUUCAGAAUCCCCGCCGGCAGACGCUGUUCUUCAACGGCACGCGAGCACUGAAGGACGACCGUUUCCAGAUGGUGCUGUUCACGCCGCGGCUGGUGCGCAUCGAGUUGACCAACGUCAGUGUGUCUGAUGAGGGCGGCUACUUCUGCCAGCUCUACACGGACGCCACGCACCACCAGGUGGCCACUCUCAGUGUUCUGGUGCCCCCGGAGACACCCACCGUGGAGGUGAAGCAGGAAGGCGUGGAAGGCGGCGAUGCAGAGCUCACCUGCGUGUCACCGCGCAGCAAGCCGGCAGCCACCCUGCGCUGGGUCCGUAAUGGCCGGGAGAUACCAGGUCUGGUGUCCCAGCAGGACAACGGGAAGACGUUCAGCGUGUCCAGCACCAUCCGUAUCCCGGUAGAAAGGAAAGACAAUGGUGCCGCACUGAGCUGCGAGGCCUUCCACCCCGCGCUGAGCGGACAGAGGAGGGUUCGCCACUACCGCCUGGAUGUGUUCUUUGCACCGACAGUGAGGAUCGUUCCUCCGCCUGGCAUUUUGCGAGAGGGCGAUUCCCUCAGCCUCACCUGCUCUGUCACUGGAAACCCUCUGCCCAGGAACAUUCAGUGGUCCAAGAUCAAUGACACCUUACCUGAGAGGGCGGAGAUUUCUGGCCCCACCUUCCAGAUUUCCCGUCUCAGCCAGUCACACAACGGGACGUUCUUGUGCCAGGCCCAGAACAACUAUGGACGUGCUGCUGAUCAUUACACCCUCUUGGUGUAUGAAAAUGUGUCUGUCACCACAGUGGCCCCUCCCACUCCCACUACCUCCAUCCAACCAAUCACCUCCCAUCCCACCACCCCAUCCCUUCUAACAUCCAGCUCCACCUCGGACCCGGAAGAUCCCGGUGCAGUGGUGGAGGCUCGCAGUGCCAUGCCAUAUGCAGUGAUAGGUGGCGUUCUGGCACUGCUGGUGUUCACCGUCAUCUGUGUCCUCAUUGUCACCAUCUGGUGCUCCGUUCGGCAGAAAGGCUCCUAUCUCACCCAUGAGGCCAGUGGGUUGGAUGAACAUGGCGAGGUGCAGGAAGCCUUCCUCAAUGGGAACGACGCCAGCCAGGGCAAGAAGGAGUACCUACUGUAGCCCUUUCACCCUCCCUGUCCCCUUCUCUUCUGCCCUCAACCCUCCCUCCGCACCUUCCUUUCCUCCUACCCUCUCCCCGUCUCCUUCCUUAUAUUCAGUGUACACACACACACACACACACACACACACACACACUUGUAUACAAUGUGCCAUAACAGGCAGCCUU
Messenger RNA from Solea senegalensis (Senegalese sole), 3426 nucleotides. RefSeq names its product cell adhesion molecule 4 (gene cadm4). Gene Ontology annotation, cellular component: cell-cell contact zone. NCBI's taxonomy places the organism in Eukaryota, Metazoa, Chordata, Actinopteri, Pleuronectiformes, Soleidae. The coding region runs from base 1956 to 3260 and encodes 434 amino acids. Gene Ontology annotation, biological process: regulation of wound healing; regulation of Rac protein signal transduction; negative regulation of peptidyl-tyrosine phosphorylation. The record is from RefSeq and is a predicted model, not a curated record. The transcript is spliced from 9 exons. Gene Ontology annotation, molecular function: vascular endothelial growth factor receptor 2 binding.